Marmota monax (woodchuck) is the source of this 4848-nucleotide messenger RNA. It is a transcript of the gene Gab3, whose product is annotated as GRB2 associated binding protein 3. The coding region runs from base 63 to 1832 and encodes 589 amino acids. The record is from RefSeq and is a predicted model, not a curated record. The transcript is spliced from 10 exons. NCBI's taxonomy places the organism in Eukaryota, Metazoa, Chordata, Mammalia, Rodentia, Sciuridae.
CGACUUCCUCCUGCUGCAGGCGGCCGGCCCAGCUGGAGGAAGCGGCGGCGGCAGCGGCCACGAUGAGCACGGGCGACGCCGUGUGCACCGGCUGGCUGGUCAAGUCGCCCCCCGAGAGGAAGCUGCAGCGCUACGCCUGGCGCAAACGCUGGUUUGUGCUCCGGCGGGGACGCAUGAGUGGCAAUCCUGACGUCUUGGAGUACUACCGGAACAAGCACUCCAGCAAGCCAAUACGUGUGAUAGACCUCAGCGAGUGUGCUGUGUGGAAGCAUGUGGGCCCCAGCUUUGUUCGGAAGGAAUUUCAGAACAAUUUUGUAUUCAUUGUCAAGACUACUUCCCGUACAUUCUACCUGGUGGCCAAGACUGAAGAAGAAAUGCAGGUGUGGGUGCACAGCAUCAGUCAGGUCUGCAACCUUGGCCACAUGGAGGGCAGUGCAGCAGAUUCCAUGGAGAGCCUCUCUUACAUGCCCUCCUCCCUCCAACCAUCCUCUGCCAACUCCCUUCAUACUGUCCAUGCUGCCAGCUCCUCCUUGCCAAGAGAUGACCCAAACACUAAUACCAUAGCCACUGAGGAAACCAGAAGUGAGUCAGAGUUUCUCUUCCUUCCUGAUUAUCUGGUUCUGUCCAACUGUGAGACUGGAAGACUGCACCAUGCCAGUCUUCCCACCAGAUGUGAUAGCUGGUCAAACUCAGACCGCUCACUGGAACAGACUUCAUUUGAUGAUGUUUUUGUUGAUGGCCUGCAGCCACUACCCUCCAGUAACUUGGUCCAUUUCUCACGCCAUGGGAAUGGAUCUCAGGAGGCAUCUUCCAUGAGGUCCCAGGCUAUUAUGAUCUGGAAUAGAGAAAUCAAUGGGCCUUCCAGGGACCACUUGUCUUCUUCCUCAUUGCUGGAAACAUCCUUAAAUUCCACCAUUCAAGUAGAAAAAAGUCAACUUUCCUUGCCCUGCGCAGCAAAACAACUAGAUGUAUCCAACACUCCACCUCCCCGCCCUCCUAAACCAAGCCAUUUCUCUGAACGGCGCCAAGAGGAGCAGCACCUGUGGAGUGGGCACAGCACCAGCAAGAAACCAGAAUGCACUCUUGUGCCAAGAAGAAUCUCUCUUUCUGGUUUAGACCACAUGAGAACCUGGAAAGCUGAGGUAGAAUGCCAAUCCUUAAGACACCGAGACAAGCGGCUUAGUUUAAAUCUGCCCUGCAGGUUCUCCCUGAUGUAUCCCCCAGCUUCAACCAGUGCCGAAGACAGCUAUGUGCCCAUGAGCCCCCAGGUCAUUGCCUCUGGUCUUGGACCCCAUUGCAGCCAGGAUGACUACAUCCCUAUGAGCUCAGGAAGCAUCUCAAGCCCACUGCCUGAGCUACCUGCAGACUUAGAGCCUCCACCAGUGAAUAGAGAUCUCAAACCUCAGAGGAAACCACGGCCACCUCCCCUGGACCUGAGAAACCUCUCCACCAUCCGGGAACAUACAUCUUUAACCAGGACCCACACGGUGCCUUGCAAUCGAACCAGCUUUCUCUCUCCAGAAAGAAAUGGUAUUAAUCCUACAAGAUUUUUUGCCAGUCCUGUUUCCAGAGAGGAGGAAGAAAACUACAUCCAAAUGGAGGAGCACCAAACAGCCAACUCCCUGAGCAGUGGUGCUCUUACCUGGACAAAGAAGUUUAGCCUGGAUUAUUUGGCCCUGGACUUUAAUUCAGCAUCAUCAGCCCCUGUACAGCAGAAACUUCUUCUUUCAGAAGAGCAAAGAGUAGACUAUGUCCAAGUGGAUGAGCAGAAGACACAAGCUCUCCAGAACACCAAGCAGGAGUGGACGGAUGAAAGGCAAUCCAAAGUGUGAGAUGUGUGGGUCUGGGCCAGGUGUGAAACUGGGAAGCUUGGGGUUCCGUUUGCAUUUUUUUUUCACUAAAAACACACCAAUGGUCAACACAGGUCAAAACCAAGAGAGAAUGUGUAGUUUGUGUGGUAUUGGCGAGAACUUUUAGGAGGAAAGGAUCUGUUUAUGCAUUGGAUGGAAAGGAGAAUCCAGCAGUUUCCUCUCAAGCAGGUAUGAAGGGGGCCAACCCACACCCCUUUACCCCCACUUCCAGAGCCUGUGACAGAAGGUCAUUUCUCCAGCCUCAGAGAUGCUUGCAAUGGUUCCACCGUCACAAAAGGAAGAGAUGAAGGGUUCCACAACCACAGACUGAGAUGUAAAAAAAUGCCAUUAAUUCAGGAAUGGUAAGAGCAAUAAAAACAAGACUUUAGAGAACAUUUUUCCAAAUAUUCUGUUACAAAAUUUUCAAGUGGAGUAUUUGGAGCAAAGAUUGGUGCCGGUAUUACGGCCAACAGGCUGACAUUGUUUGCCUCCAAUACCUGAAAUUUUGUCUGAUAUCCUGUGCUUUGAUCAGAACCAAAUUAUUCUAGUAAAGUGUACCCUGAAGACCAUUUUGUCAUAGCCCUUGAAGACACAGUUGAGAUCAAGCUCAGCAAUGGUCACAGAAUUUACACUCCUUACUCUUAUGACUCUAUCAGAUCAAACAUUUCUGUCCCUAAAGAGAUGCAAUUUGAGUGAUGGGCAAUGGAUCCCAGGCUCCAUGAUGAGCAGCAUAUCUGAUGACACUGGUGGCUAUAAAGACAUUUGUGUUUAAGCUGCUGUUCCAUUGCUGUUGGCAUUUUCCCAGCAUGCUUUCUUAUGUAUCAUCUCAUCCCUUCCUCUAAAAGGCCCCAGAAGCUAUGCAUGGCAGAAUCUGAUGCUACUGCCACUUUGAAGAGAAGAAAACUGAGAACCAGAGAAGGGAACACAUUGACCAAGAUCACUCAUGGGGCUAAGAUACAGAGUCAAGCUUAGAGUUGUCCAGGCUGCCAAUUGCAAACUCAUUCCACUAUCUUAUACUACCUCUGAGGAAAUUGACAAAACUGAUCAUUUGGGGGAACACCUGCAAACAAAAGAUGAGCUAUCAUCCCCUCUUCCUUUCAUAGAGAUCUGAGCAAGUGCUCUGAUUCUUAAAAGGUAUACAUGUACAGGGAGGAGUUCUUUUUGCAAUGUUCAAUUGAAACUCUACAUUUUCAGUAGUUACAAUUAGAAAUACCUCCUGAUGAUCUGUCUGAAAUUUUGGCCAAUUUUCCCUUCUGAUUGAAAAAUGACAGAUCCUGAGACUUUGAACAUUCCAUAAAAUGGGGGCAUUGUAUCAUCUCAUCCUCGGUGGAUAAUGGACCCAGGGAGCCCAGAAUGAGGGUCUCAGUUGGGCAUGGAAUUUUAUUUAAUACCCCUUCUUAAUCCUUCUGAGAACCUAGAGCCAUAAUACAUAUCUGAACAAUGAGGAACUAAACAGAUACUGUAUAAGGAUUGACCAAAUAGGAAGCAAACACUCACUGCAGUUGGUGCAGUUGUAUGCUUUACCACAGGAUUUCAGGGUUUCAACUGACUGAAUGGUAAGAAAAUAUGUAAGUCUUGUUUUUUCAGACCAUACAAGAAGUCACUUUGAUUUUCAUAGCAGUAGAUUCUGGUGACAUCAUUUUCCUUGUGUUGUAAAGCAGGGAAAAUUGCCAAGUACUUUAAACUGAGUCCAGGGUCCCUAAUGAACCUAGACAAAGCAAGGAGAAGGCUCCCCAGUCCUUGUAUCUCACAGCCACCUCCAUAUCACAACAAAACAUAGGCCAGAGCCUGUAAGGAGCUGCCUUCUUCCUCAUGUGUGUGACAAAAAAAAUCACGGAGUCACAGGAAAAGAACCAGGGCUACAGAUUGCCAUUUCCUGUAGAUGGUAGCUUUAUGUGGAGGGGGGGAUUGUGUUUGGAUCUUUAAUUACCUGGAAAAAGGCUGCUACAGAAAAAUCGUAGCCCUGGGGGUCAAGAAUGACACCAGAUUGAAGAAGAAAAACUACAGCUGAAAUUAUGUCAGUAGUGAAAUAUCAUUGAAUUGGUGAAAGAAAGGAAGAAAAAAGAAAUCUCUUUCCUACAAAGCAUUUCCAAGAAUGUAUUUAUAAAUGAAGCAAUAUACACAAGAGUAGUAUGACUUGUUUGGAUGUGAUUAAUUAAAAACAGGAAUGCUCCAAAUAGGUGCUCUCUAUGUUAAAGGUUGACACCAUUCAUCAUUUCCAGGGUAUAUGCAAUUAUGUCCUGCUUUGACAAAACUACUAAAGGAUGGCUAUGCAAAAAUCAUGAUGAUGCAGGCAAAGAAAGUACAGGUAGUUUUUGAGCUGACAGCAGCAUAUGCUCCUGAGGAAGGCACCAUUAAGUCAAAAUGGUGCCAGCCAAAUCUUGUUUUCUGGUGGAGACAAUUGAUAUAUAUAUAUAUAUAUAUAUAUAUAUAUAUAUAUAUAUAUAUAUAUAUAUGUAAGACAGGGCUGUGUUUCUGACCAAGGGCCGGGGGUUUGUUACACAAUGAUAGCAGAAACCAUUAUGGUAUGUCUUUACACUGAACAGUAGAUCUUUCCUGAAAGGCUCUGGAAUCAAUAUAACAGGGCAACACAGCAAUUAAUCCCUCAUUUCUAUUAGCUUCUGUUUCUUUCAUUUCCAGUGCAUGAUGGAAAACAGAAGGGUCUCAACUCUGAAAUCACAAACCCAGGAAUAGAGGGAGUUAAGCAUUCCUUGGGGAGGGAGGAACCCUGAGGCCCAGCACACAGCCUGGAUAUAAAGGCACAGAGCUAUCCAGUUAGUGUCACUGUAUAGGCCAUUUCAUGGAGCAAGGAUCAGCUGAAUCAUUAUGAUGUAUAGGUCCAUGUUCAGACUGAAGGCUCUCCUCAGGCCUGCCUUUCUCCUCCUUGCUCCCUGUUUAUACCAACUUUGUACCUACAAUCACACAGAUUUUUCAAAUUCACUCUGCUCUUACUGUUUAAUUUCUGGCAUUAAUAAAGUCUUAUACGGAGAAAUCACAA